AUGGUAACAAUUCGAGCUCGAUGGUCGAAAGAGAACUUUCUUUUGCUGCUUCUCUUUGACGCCGUUAGAGAAAGAUUUUUGUCAUAUUGUCAAAAGCCAAAAGCUAAGUUCAUUUGGGGGAAAAUGGAGAUGUUUAGAAGAGAUCAGCCGACCGAUGAUGUUCCGGUGACGGAGCAAGCUUCUUCUAACGAAGAAACUGGACUGGAAGAGCCUAUGCGGCAGUUGUCGGUUGGCACUGAAGCAGGAUCUUACCCUGAACGGCCUAACGAGCCUGAUUGUAGUUAUUACUUGAGGAACGGAAUCUGUGGCUAUGGCUCUCGUUGUCGGUUUAAUCAUCCUCGUGAUCGGAGUUUGGCUGUGGGAGAAAGAAGAGCUACUGGAGGAGAAUACCCUGAGAGAGCUGGCCAGUAUGUUUGCCAGUACUAUAUGAGGACGGGGAUGUGCAAAUUUGGUGCUUCCUGCAAAUACCACCAUCCAAGACAGGGAGAGGAAUCUCCAAGCCUGGUGAUACAUAACAUUUUUGGUUACCCGUUGCGACCGAAUGAAAAGGAAUGUGCACACUAUAUGAAAACAGGGCACUGUAAAUUUGGUAUCAUUUGUAAAUUUAACCAUCCACAACCAACUGGUGUGCAAGUUCCAGCAUCAGCAGCUGGACCUUUUCCUUUGCCAGCGGUUGUUCCACCGCCGGCCACUUAUCCAGAACUGCAACCUCUUCCUGUUGAUUCAGCUGAACAAUAUGGAAUAAUUACUGGCAACUGGCCAGUUAUAGGGCCUGCUCUGCUUCCAGAUUCCUAUAUUCCUGACACAUAUGGUCCUAUGCUUUUCCCCCCUGGAGUGGUUCCCGUGUCGGAUUGGACUCCUUAUCUGGGUUCUACUAGUCCAGUGCCAUACCAAACUACUCAGUCUGCAGCUGGAGCAGGUCCAGUGCCAUCCCAAACUACUCACUCUGCAGCUGGAGCAGGUCCAGUGCCAUGCCAAACUUCUCACUCUGCAGCUGGAGCAGGUCCAGUGCCAUCCCAAACUACUCAGUCUGCAGCUGGAGCAGGUCCAAUUUAUGGUCAUACACGACUAUCUGCUUCAGCACCUGCCUACGCAAGCUCAUAUGCAUCUCUUACUGCUUCUCGUGGUGCUUCAAGCAGCAUCCAGGAUGGACUUGCAUUUCCGGAAAGACCUGGGCAGCCUGAAUGUCAUUAUUACAUGAAGUAUGGGGAUUGCAAAUUUGGAUCUUCAUGUAAAUACCAUCAUCCACCUGAGUCAAGUGGAUCAAAGGCAGCUCUUAUCCUCCGUGCUAUGGGUCUUCCUCCUGACCUAGAGGAGGUUGAACAUGUAUUUUUAAGUCACUGUAUCAAGUAUUGCUUUUAGAAGAUCUGACACGGGUGCAACAACUAUAUUGGAGAGUCCGUGUAACAUAGUUCGUCAAGUCUGUGUACAAGUAUGGCAAAGAAUGACAUUCCAUGUAGUUGCGUGCAGUGGUGGGACUGCUCCACCCUUAACAAGAGGUCUCGGGUUUGAGCCUAUUGAGAAAAUCCUAUUGGGAGCAUACCUCCGAAUGAGCCCUGCAGUGCACCAUCCGAAUUUAGUCUGGGCUCCAAUGCAGGCUGCGGAUACCAAGUGGAAACAAAAAAAAAUAGAGAAUAUCAAAACUCACUCUCUUUUAGAGA
Messenger RNA from Solanum pennellii, 1661 nucleotides. Its product is annotated as zinc finger CCCH domain-containing protein 5-like. Lineage: Eukaryota; Viridiplantae; Streptophyta; Magnoliopsida; Solanales; Solanaceae. The record is from RefSeq and is a predicted model, not a curated record. Gene Ontology annotation, molecular function: metal ion binding; mRNA binding. The transcript is spliced from 10 exons. Bases 1 to 1362 code for a protein of 453 amino acids.